This is a messenger RNA of Magnolia sinica, 900 nucleotides long. RefSeq names its product nicotianamine synthase-like. The transcript has a single exon. The record is from RefSeq and is a predicted model, not a curated record. Gene Ontology annotation, biological process: nicotianamine biosynthetic process. The coding region runs from base 46 to 900 and encodes 284 amino acids. Gene Ontology annotation, molecular function: nicotianamine synthase activity. NCBI's taxonomy places the organism in Eukaryota, Viridiplantae, Streptophyta, Magnoliopsida, Magnoliales, Magnoliaceae.
UUAGAUCUCUUCAAAUGAUCUAAACACUCCCACAAGCAUUCAUCAAUGGCUUCUCUCCAGCCAUCCAUCGGCGAAAACCACAUGUCCGAUGAUCUUCUGAUUGCCGCCGUCACGAAAAUUCAUGUAAGCAUUUGCAAGCUAGAUAACCUUAGGCCAUCCAAGCAUGUAAAUAGCCUCCUAACCCAGCUAGUGAAGCUAUGCACCCUCCCAUCUUCAAUAGAUAUCAAGAACUUACCUGAAGAAGCACAACAAAUGCGCAAAAAUCUCAUCCGACUAUGCGGGCGGGCUGAAGGCCUACUUGAACUCGAAGUCUCCUCUCUCAUAACCAAAUUCCCCCACCCAAUGAGCCACUUGAACCUCUACCCUUACUAUACUAACUAUCUCGAGCUCGCCCAUAUCGAACACAAGAUCCUCUGCGACAACGGCAUCGUGCAAUUCAAGAGAGUGGCCUUUGUGGGGUCCGGCUCGAUGCCCCUAACAUCGAUUAUCAUGGCCACCCACUACAUGAAAUCAACGUAUUUCGAUAACUACGAUAUCGAUGAGUCGGCGAACCAGCUGGCGCGACGGAUUGUUGGGGUGGACAGUGAUCUAGGGAGGAGGAUGAGAUUCAAAACAUGUGAUGUGAUGGAUGUGAGGGAGGAAUUGGGUGGUUUUGAUUGCAUGUUUCUUGCAGCAUUGGUUGGGAUGAGUAGGGAAGAGAAGGUGAGGAUACUUGGGCAUAUGAGGAAGUACAUGAAAUGUGGAAGUGUAUUGGUAGUGAGGAGUGCAAAUGGGAGUAGAGGAUUUUUGUAUCCAGUGGUGGAAGAUGAGGAUUUGGGUGGGUUUGAAAUUCUGUCAGUUUUCCAUCCAACCAAUGAGGUAAUUAAUUCAGUAGUGCUUGUGAGAAAGCCCAUUGUCUAA